GCGCGGGGUGCGGGGCCGGGCGCCCGCGGGGAGGCCCCCGCGUUCCUCUCGCUUUGCCUGCUUGUGCGGAGCUGCUGUGGGCCCUCCCCAGCUCCCGUGAGCGUUUGAUCCGUGUCAGGAAGUGUCGCUGCGGUGACGGGCUCGGCUCACGGCUGUAGGGGAGCGAACAGCAGGCCAGGGCUUGGGAGCGGCUUCCGCGUGGCAGGUGGCUGGCGUUGGGGUCCCCCAGCUCCAUUGCAGGCUGAGGCGGAGGGUGCAGGCAGCUUCCAGGAUGACCUGGCAGGGCUGACUUCAGCGGCUCCUCCUGGCUUGAUUCCUCCGGCAGUUGGGGCUUUGAAUUACCACCGGUGUCACCCAGUGACAGCGUGGCCCUGGGGCUCCCCGCGUACCAAAGCCCUGGCGCGGCGGCUGCUCACACCCCUGCACUGCACAGGCUGGGUGCGCCUGGCUGUCGGCUUUCCAGGGCGCUCUGGGCUUUGGCCCUCUGCAUGCUAGCGUGAUUUGGAGCAGGCGGCUUUGUUUCGUGCAUUGUUUUUGGUGUUUUGCUUUGGUAUUAUUAUUUUUUUUUUUACCAUAGGUAACGCAUCCUGCAUUUAACAGCUGUGGGAAAGUUUGUGUGUGGGAGUCUUGGCUUAGGCAACCCAAAGGGACUUGGCCUGAAAAGCAGCAGGAGUUUUCACUUUUGUGAAAGCCAUACCAUAGGCAAAGCUUUUGAGUCUUCUCCACUGUGGGUUGUUUUAUUUUUUGUCAACAGUUAAUGUAUUUAUAGAUAAAUGUGGGUUUUUUUAAAAAACAGAUAGAUACCUUAGCUCAAAUUGGCAACCGAAACCAUUAUAAAUUGCACACCACUGAGGAAUCCCCAUCUGAAAGUUUCUUGACUGAUGAGAGAACUUCUUCCACUGAAACAUCAUUGUGAAAGAAACAACACACUGUAUCGAAAUGGCUGAUGAUAAUGAAGACCUGCAGGCAGACGAAGAGCUCCCAGCCCCAGCUGAGGACAGCUUUGAGCAGCUGGAGAACGACAGCCCUGCUGAGCGCAGCGGGCACGUGGCAGUCACGGAUGGACGCUGCAUGUAUGUCUGGGGAGGCUAUAAGAAUGCCCAAGUUAGGGGAUUUUAUGACUUCUAUCUGCCUAGAGAUGAAAUAUGGAUCUACAACAUGGAAACUGGAAGAUGGAAGAAGAGUAAAACAGAGGGAGAUGUUCCACCUUCCAUGUCUGGAAGUUGUGCUGUGUGUGUAGACAGAGUGGUGUACCUCUUCGGAGGACAUCAUGCACGUGGCAAUACAAACAAGUUCUACAUGUUAAAUUCCAGAUCCACGGACAAAGUGCUGCAGUGGGUCAGAGUAGAGUGUCAGGGGGUACCUCCUUCAUCAAAGGACAAACUUGGCGUUUGGGUUUACAAAAACAAGCUAAUAUUUUUUGGAGGUUAUGGUUAUUUUCCUGAAGGGAAGCAACGGGGAACUUUCGAAUUUGAUGAAACCUCAUUCUGGAAUUCAGGUCUUCCUAGAGGGUGGAAUGACCACGUGCAUGUUCUGGACACUGAAACUUUUACUUGGAGCCAGCCUAUAACUACGGGCAAAACUCCCUCACCACGAGCAGCUCACGCCUGUGCUACAGUUGGGAACAGAGGCUACGUGUUCGGCGGCAGAUACAGAGAGUCCAGAAUGAACGAUCUUUACUAUCUGAAUUUGGAUACCUGGGAGUGGAAUGAAAUAAUCACACAAGGCAUUUGCCCAGUUGGCCGAUCCUGGCAUUCUUUAACACCAAUUUCUUCAGAUCACCUCUUUCUCUUUGGAGGAUUCACCACUGACAAGCAGCCAUUAAGCGAUGCUUGGAUUUACUGUAUCAGCAAGAACGAGUGGAUACAGUUUGAGCAUAACUACUCUGAAAAACCCAGGUUGUGGCAUACCGCUUGUGCAAGCGAGGAGGGAGAGGUGAUCGUCUUUGGGGGCUGUGCCAACAACUUACUUGCCCACUCCAAAGCUGCUCACAGUAAUGAAAUACUUGUGUUUUCUCUACAACCGAGAUCUCUCGUAAGGCUGUGCCUGGAAGCAGUCAUUUGCUUUAAGGAGAUGCUGGCCAGUUCCUGGAAUUGCCUCCCCAAGCACUUGCUGCACAGCGUCAAUCAGCGGUUUGGAAGCAACAACACCUCAGGCUCCUGAGCCUGCUGCCGAACGAGCUGCACACGGACGAGCAGUUCGAAGAAGAUGUAAUAAUUUUACCGAGUGUGGCAAACAUUAAACUUGUAUAGGUUAAAUCUCUGUUAUUGUGGUGGGUAGUUGCUUCUUGCCUCGAAGUUGCAUGUGAAUGGCCUAGAGAGAACCUAUUUUUGUGUAAAGAUGUUUGCAAUAAAUGUAUUUAAUGCAAGUGGAGAUGUAUCCCGUACUUAAGCUAAAACUAGUCCUGGGUUUGGCCACCUUGAGGUGUGGGCGAGGGCCAGCCCCCAGCAGCAGGCGGGGUGUGCAUGCAUCGAAGUGCUUGUUACGGGGUCCCUGGUCGAGGACCUGAGGACGGCAGGGGUUGUGCAGGAACCGCCGAAGCAGGUCGUGGCUACUGAAGGGGGGUGUUGCUUCAGUCUAGGCUGAAGUGACAGGCUAGCAGUCCUGUGGUAGCCUACAGCAUUAGGAAACAGUCUGCUUAACACUGCCACAAACGUUUAAGGUCAGAAAACUGGGAUUUGGUAAUUGUACAUUGUCAGCAUUAAUAAACUCAGAUGUUGUAAACCCUCAGAUGUUAAAGCACUGCUACCCUCUC
Molecule: messenger RNA, 2755 nt
Organism: Falco peregrinus (peregrine falcon)
Lineage: Eukaryota; Metazoa; Chordata; Aves; Falconiformes; Falconidae
Gene: KLHDC2
Product: kelch domain containing 2
Exons: 14
Coding region: 940-2163 (407 amino acids)
Molecular function (GO): protein binding
Source: RefSeq, a predicted model, not a curated record